AUGUACCGCAACGAAAAGGCAUGCGGCCGCGCCAUUGCCAGCUCUGGCAUCGACCGAUCCGAGAUCUUCUUUACGACCAAGAUCCCACCGGAGUCCAUGGGCUACAAUGCCACAAAGCGGGCAUUAGACUCCAGUCUGCGGACUGCAGAGCAGGAAUACUUUGAUCUAGUCCUCCUCCAUGCCCCCUACGGUGGCAAAGAAGCCCGCCUCGGCUCAUGGAAGGCGCUUGUUGAGGCUCAGAAGGCCGGCAAGACGCGAUCGAUCGGAGUCUCGAACUAUGGUAUCCACCAUCUCGACGAACUAGAGGAGUAUAUCAAGUCUAGCGGAGACGGGAGCAAGAUUGAUGUCGGACAGUAUGAGUUGCACCCUUGGCUCGAUCACUCUGAUAUCGUCGAGUGGCUUCAGAAGCGCAACAUCAUCGUGGAGGCGUAUUCGCCUCUAGCUCAUGGUACUCGGAUGAAGGAGCCCUUGCUCGCAGAUAUUGGAAAGAAGUAUGGCAAGUCCCCGGCGCAGGUUAUGAUUCGUUGGAGUUUGCAGAAGGGCUUUGUACCUCUCCCCAAGUCUGUCACGCCCAGUCGGAUCCAGGAGAAUUCGGAGGUCUUUGAUUUCGAGCUCUCGGACGAGGAGAUGAAGAUGCUGCAUACUGGAGAGUAUUCGCCGACGGACUGGGACCCUACCGUUGAUUUUGACUAG
Aspergillus calidoustus is the source of this 693-nucleotide messenger RNA. The record is from the annotation of a GenBank genome assembly. Lineage: Eukaryota; Fungi; Ascomycota; Eurotiomycetes; Eurotiales; Aspergillaceae.